Messenger RNA from Heteronotia binoei (common prickly gecko), 1364 nucleotides. RefSeq names its product ankyrin repeat and SOCS box containing 4 (gene ASB4). The transcript has 5 exons. Bases 73 to 1344 code for a protein of 423 amino acids. Gene Ontology annotation, biological process: intracellular signal transduction; neuronal action potential; negative regulation of delayed rectifier potassium channel activity. Lineage: Eukaryota; Metazoa; Chordata; Lepidosauria; Squamata; Gekkonidae. The record is from RefSeq and is a predicted model, not a curated record. Gene Ontology annotation, cellular component: membrane; axon initial segment; synapse. Gene Ontology annotation, molecular function: transmembrane transporter binding.
AGCACCCCUUCAUGCAGACUAUCAACAUACACGCUGUAGCAAUUGAAAUAAACACAAAUAGUAAAGGGAAACAUGGCAGAAAGGAUAACACGGGCCUCAGCAGCCAAGCUGGUGAAAAAUGCUUUUUUGGAAGCUCUGAAAUCAAAUGACUACAGAACUCUGGAGGAGUUUUUGAUACAAAAGCAAAUAGACGUGGAUACAGUGUUUGAAGUAGAAGAUGAGAACCUGUUAUUGGCAUCUUACAAACAAGGGUAUUGGCUGCCGAGUUAUAAACUGCAACAUUCUUGGGCAACUGGGCUACAUAUAUCAGUCCUGUAUGGGCAUCUGGAAAGCUUGAAGGUCCUGUUGAAGUACAAAGCAACAGUCAAUUGCAGACCCAAUGGGAAAGCAGCAAUCCACAUCGCAUGUGAACAAACCAAUCUGGAUUGUGUCAACAUACUCUGCAGCUACGGUGCAAAGCCGAACUGCUAUUCACUAAGUGGACUUGCACCUUUGCACUUCUGUUCUACAAAGCUCUCUAUGCCUUGUGCCCAGAAGUUGAUCUGGAAAGGUGCGGAUGUGAAUAUAAAAACAAACAACCAAGAUGAAGAAACUCCCCUCCACAUAGUUGCUCGCUUUGGCAUCCCUGAAAUGGUGGCAUUUUAUGUAGAGCAAGGGGCCACAAUUGAUUCUACUAAUGCCCACAGAGAAACACCAUUGGCUUACGCAGUCUACUGGGCCUGUAAUGUCAAGGAACAGACAUACAGCACAGAUCACCAUCUGAUCUGUAGGAUGUUGCUCGAUUAUAAAGCUGAAGUUAAUUCGCGGGACGAGGACUUCAGAACGCCACUCCAUAAGGCUGCCUGGAACUGUGAUUGUGUCCUGAUAGACAUGCUGCUGGAUGCGGGAGCAGAACCCAACCUGAUGGAUGACAAUGGCUGCGCACCUUUGCAGUAUGUUCUCAAAGUGACCCCAGUGCGGGCAAGCGCUCAGCAUGAAAUUUGUUACCAGUUACUUCUCAAUUAUGGAGCUGCCAGGAUAUAUCCUCCACAAUUCCAUAAGGUUCUGCAGAGCUGUCACUCCUAUCCCAAAGUGAUUGAGGUCAUUGUGAAUUCAUAUGAACACAUUAAAUCCACAUCAAAAUGGAGAGCAGCUGUGCCUGAUGAUGUCUUUGAGUUGUACAGGGAUUUCUACGAGUCUCUUUUUGAGGUGUGUGGAAAUACACCGAGAUCACUCAAGCAUUUAGCUAGAUGUGCUAUUCGCAGAACUAUGUUCAAUAGAUGCCACAAGAGAAUCCCUUUACUUCUCAUUCCAAUAAGUCUGAAGAAGUAUUUGCUUUUAGAACCAGAAGGAAUAAUAUAUUAAUGUUUGUCAGAGACAUUUUC